This is a messenger RNA of Klebsormidium nitens, 1411 nucleotides long. The record is from the annotation of a GenBank genome assembly. NCBI's taxonomy places the organism in Eukaryota, Viridiplantae, Streptophyta, Klebsormidiophyceae, Klebsormidiales, Klebsormidiaceae.
UGUCUACCUCCUACUAGUCCUAGUUGGCAGCUCCAGGCGCCCUCCAAUGCCUCCACAGACCUGUUUCCUUUUGCUGACAGAUCUCUACGCACCUCCAACGAUAUUUCUGCGCUCCAGUUGCGCUCUGUCCACAAUGGCGGCCACCGUCCUCUCCCGCACCCUCGCCGCCGGCCCCUCCUUCCUCACCGGCUCCUCUGCCCACCUCCUCCAAACCCCGCAAUGCCGCAGUGCCCCGACCUUCAAAGCCUGCGGCGUGCGCGCCAAAAUGGCGGAGCCCACCGAUGAAGACAUGGCGAAUGUGGGCCUCGAUGACGUGUUCAACCUCAUUGACCAGGCCGAGAGGAACGACCCUUCCCCGGACGUCCGGAUUGAUUCCAAGCGGAGGCUUACCGGUUGGGCGAGGUGGUACAAGGAGUUUGGCAAGUCGCUUCCCAAGGGGGUCGACGCGACAAAGGCGCUGUACGGGCCCGAGCGGCCAAAGUGGAAGGGCGCUUUCACAUCGGCGGCGGACGUGCCGGACUACCUGAAGGGGCAGUAUGCUGGGGACUACGGCAUUGAUGUGUUGGGCUUCUGCAAGGACGAGAAGGCCUUCGCUAGGUUGAGAGCCCAGGAGCUUUUCAAUGCAAGGUGGGCGAUGCUCGGUGUUGUGGGCAUGCUGUACCCGGAGUUCUUCCCGGCGUCCGAGGGCUUCGAGCCGGUGUGGUUCAAGACAGGCGCGCAGAUCUUCGACCCGGCAGGGAUUGACUAUCUGGGAGCACCCAACGUGGUCAACGCACACAGCAUCAUCGCCGUUGCUGCAUUUCAGGCCGUGUUGAUGGGCGGUGCUGAGUUCGCCCGCCUGAAGGCGCCCAAAGAGAUGGACGGGCUUUACCCGGGGGGCAAGGCGUUCGACCCGCUCGGCUUCUCCACCGACCCCGAGUCGCUCGCAGAGCUCAAGGUGAAAGAGAUCAAAAACGGGCGGCUAGCGAUGCUCGCGGCUGCCGGCUUCUUUGCUCAGGGCGCCCUCACGGGGGUGGGCCCUCUCCAGAACCUCAAGGACUGGCUACACUUCUAGGGGACUCUGGCAGCCCGUAGUGGAACGAAAGCCGAGGGGGUGCGUACUGGUACUUGACUAUGUUGCGCUUAUGUGGCUACGGCUAGGCUUGUAGCAGCAAUAAGCUUAUAGUAAGCUCGCGAGCAAAGAAGCAGCGACCGCAUUGGUCGCACUGCGUGACGGAGCUCAGAAGAACGAUAGCACUCGAGUGUCAAGCGUUGCUUAGCCUUGCUCAAGUAUUUUUCGUUUCAAAUAUUGACUCACAAAUAAGACCUAGCAUAUGAUGACUCACUAUACUUAUUUGCCCUGAUGUCCAGUGAGCGCUCAUGCACAUAAAGACUGACGGCGGCCAAAGCUAGUGACAUCGACCUCAGUUGC